AGCCGGGCUGAACCGCGGCCGCGCAGGGCAGGUCUAAGGGGCAGAGAGCGGCGCUCGGCCGGGGACCGCUGAGCUGGGCCAUUGUCUCCGACCAUGCGAAGCGCCCUGUGAGCCGAGCUGCUGCGGCCGCUGCUGGGAUGAGCGCCUCGGCUGCCACCGGGGUCUUCGUCCUGUCCCUCACCGCCAUCCCCGUCACUUACCUCUUCAACUUCUUAGCCGCCAGCAGCAGUUCCUGGGCAAUUGUAGCAGUUGGAUUCCUGAUUCUGAUUUUCGUUGCUCUAGUAGCCCGUACUCUGGUCAAAAGAAAACCUCCAAAAGACCCACUUUUUUAUGUUUAUGCCGUAUUCGCUUUUACCAGUGUAGUGAACCUUAUAAUAGGACUUGAACAGGAUGGAAUUAUUGAUGGAUUCAUGACCUACUACUUGAAAGAGGGCGAACCUCAUCUGAACACUGCUUAUGGCCAUGUGAUCUGCUAUUGGGAUGGCUCUGUGCAUUAUCUGAUGUAUCUCUUAAUGGUGGCAGCUAUUUCCUGGGAAGAAAGUUACAGAACCAUUGGCCUAUACUGGUUAGGAUCCAUUGUCAUGAGCAUUAUUGUCUUUAUGCCUGGAACUAUUGUGGGUAAAUAUGGAGCAAGAAUGUGUCCUGCUUCUUUCUUAAAUGUACCAUAUAUUUGUCUUCCUAUAUGGGCUGGGUUCAGAAUCUAUAAUCAUCCUUCAGUGACUUACAAUACUCCCGUCAAGAUUGCUUUGGAUUGCCCUGCUGAACUCUGCCGGUUAUAUAUUCAACUUCACGAGCCCUAUAUCAAGGAUCCUGCUGCUUAUCCUAAACUUCAGAUGCUGAUAUACAUGUUCUACUCUGUGCCUUAUUAUACGAUCGCACUGUAUGGACUAUUGGUGCCUGGUUGUUCUUGGAUGCCUGACUUAACCCUUAUACAUGCUGGAGGACUAGCCCAGGCUCAGUUUUCCCAUAUUGGUGCUUCUCUUCAUGCUCGAACGCCUUACAUCUACAGAGUCCCUGAAGAGGCAAAAUUCUAUUUUCUAGUACUGAACAUAGUGUAUGGAAUCCUUCCCCAAUUGCUGGCUUAUAGGUGUGUCAACAAACCAGAGUUUUUUAUGAAAGCAAAAGAAGAAGAAAAAGCUCAAUAGAAAGAUUGCUUCCACCUCUUCUUUUUUGCUAUGUAUAUAAUUGGUUUUUGAGGUAACUGGGCUCUCUUAUAGACUCCAAAUGACAUGUGGUUUAUCAAAAAUGUGUAAGAUUGCCCAGUCCGCUUUGUGUAUCAUUACUGUAAAGAGAGAAAAUAAAGGCAACUUCAGUUAACACUU
Molecule: messenger RNA, 1322 nt
Organism: Trachemys scripta elegans
Lineage: Eukaryota; Metazoa; Chordata; Testudines; Emydidae
Gene: TM6SF1
Product: transmembrane 6 superfamily member 1
Cellular component (GO): lysosomal membrane
Source: RefSeq, a predicted model, not a curated record